ACACCUCAUGAAUAAAUCUGUUUGUUUCGUUGCAAAAUAUUAUUUGCUUUCGUCUCACUGCACAAAAAAAAAACGGAACCGAGAAAUCACGUGAAACCGGUCCUGCUCAUGUGAUGUGAAAAUGGCCGCUACGGGGGAGGAGGCCGCAGCGAUGGACAGCAUCAGUAAAGCACCGGCUCCUCCGACAGAGCUCAACCUCACGGCCGAGCCCGAGCACAUGAGAGAGGCUACCACCAGCGACACGACAGAGAACCAGAAACCGAAAAGACCCAGUAAUAACAAUGACGGAGGUGUGGAGACAGCAGAAGAAGCCACUGAACCCACUGAACCAGAUAUCAAUGAGCUCUGCAGAGACAUGUUCGACAAAAUGUCGGUUUUCUUGCAGGGAGAGCUCACUGCUACCUGUGAGGACUAUAAACUCCUGGAGAACAUGAACAAACUCACCAGUUUGAAGUACAUGGAGAUGAAGGACAUAUCUAUCAACAUUAGCCGAAAUCUGCAAGACCUCAAUCAGAAAUAUGCCAGCUUGCAGCCUUAUCUGGAUCAGAUUAACCAGAUCGAGGAGCAGGUUACGGCUCUGGAACAGGCAGCUUAUAAACUAGACACUUAUUCAAAAAAACUGGGGGAAUCUCCUCAUCCACCACCAGUGUGCAGCAUCCACCUGGAUGAUGCGACAGCAGCCAUAUUGCGCCAGAAUGCUGAUUGGUGGACAGGAGACAGAGGAGCCAUGAUGGACAGAGGCCAGUGGGCAAAUUUGUUCAGAAUGCCGGGAGGCCAAGUUUAAGAAACUGGAGAAGCGGUGAAAAUGAUCACUCCGUCAUACUUAUCCUCUAUGUUUUUGUAAGCCUCUCAGUGAUCAUGUCUAUUUUAUGCACUAAACAAUCACCAAACCAUCCUCACUAUGGCACUGUCAUAGUCUCCAAGUUAUAGCAUUAAGUACAUCACACAUUGAAUGCUCCUUUAUUGUUCACAAGAGUUAAGACUAUAAAGGGCAUAUUUCCUGAUUUCAAAAUUUACAUUUACAAACGCAUGAAUACAGAAAAACCUAUAAAGUUUAUUUAAAAUGGCUUGUUCUGUUGUUCAAGAUGAUAUUUUCUGUGACUUAUGAACUUUUCGUAUGCCUGUAGUUAGAAAAGAGAAUGUUUUGUUAAGCAUUUGUAUUACUGACUAAUUAUUUUCAAAAGUAUUAAUAAACCUCAAAAUGUCA
Messenger RNA from Danio aesculapii, 1207 nucleotides. It is a transcript of the gene bloc1s2, whose product is annotated as biogenesis of lysosomal organelles complex-1, subunit 2. The record is from RefSeq and is a predicted model, not a curated record. Gene Ontology annotation, molecular function: gamma-tubulin binding. Bases 122 to 784 code for a protein of 220 amino acids. Gene Ontology annotation, biological process: endosomal transport; lysosome localization. The transcript is spliced from 6 exons. Lineage: Eukaryota; Metazoa; Chordata; Actinopteri; Cypriniformes; Danionidae. Gene Ontology annotation, cellular component: BLOC-1 complex; gamma-tubulin complex; BORC complex.